CGCCACUCGGGACCGAGCGGGACGCGAUGGAGAACUACACCCGCAUUGCCAAGCUCGGGGAGGGAACGUAUGGCGUGGUGUACAAGGCGCAGAACAGACAAACCGGGCUUAUUGUUGCCCUCAAGCGGAUCCGGCUGGAUUCGGAGGAGCAGGGUGUGCCGUGCACGGCGAUCCGCGAGAUUGCGCUGCUGAAGGAGCUGAAGCAUCCGAACGUGGUAGAGCUCCUCGACGUGUUGCACUCGGACAAGAAGCUGACGCUUGUGUUCGAGUACCUGGAUCAGGACCUCAAAAAGUACAUGGACGGGAUCGGUGGAGGCAUCGAGCCGCACAUUGUCAAGACGUAUAUGUACCAGCUGCUGAAGGGCCUGGCGUUCUGCCACGAGCAUCGUGUCCUUCACCGCGAUCUCAAGCCGCAGAACCUGCUGACGUCGUCGCGGCACGAGCUGAAGCUUGCUGACUUUGGGCUAGCGCGGGCAUUUGGCCUUCCUGUGCGGUCGUACUCGACCGAGGUAGUGACGCUGUGGUACCGCGCGCCGGACGUGCUGCUCGGUUCGUCAACGUACUCGACGUCGAUCGACCUGUGGUCUGCCGGAUGCAUCUUUGCGGAGAUGGUCAACGGCUCGCCGCUGUUCCCGGGCACGUCUGUGGAGAACCAGUUGGAGCGAAUUUUCAACGUCGUCCCGCUGCCGCCGGAGGACAGCCUCGGUGAGGGUGUGGAGCUGCCUGUGGGGGUAGGCGAUGCGUGCGAGCCAGCGUCUGAGGCACCUGUGCUGGCGACGACGCUGGGCGAGGUGGUGCCUGGGCUUUCUGCCGAGGGCGUCGACCUGCUGGGCUUGCUGCUUGUGGCAGAUCCUGCGGGGCGGAUCACGGCGACGGACGCGCUAACGCAUCCGUACUUUGACAACGUGCUCGAUCCGUCGGCAUCGGACUCGUGCCUCGCGGGCGCGUCUGCCACCGACUGAGGGGGAAGGGUAGAGAGCUGUUACACUUUUCAUAUAUCAAGGACCAUGAGCAGGUGGCGGUUCGAGAGCGCAGCGUCAAACAGCUUGUUCCGCUUGGCCUCAAAGGCGCUCCAGCGCUCGCGCUCCUCGUCAUUGAGCGAGUCUGGCGAGCCAAAGGCGUGGACCAUGUCGAUGAGCUUGGCGUGCGCGGCCGUGUCGGCCUUGGCGCGGACGAGCAUGUUGGACAUGGUCUUUCGGGCGAGGGCGGCGGUGGUGAGAUGGGCCCGGCGCGGGUCGUAGGAAAAGAGAUAAAACGACUUGUUGGAGGA
Molecule: messenger RNA, 1270 nt
Organism: Thecamonas trahens ATCC 50062
Lineage: Eukaryota; Apusomonadida; Apusomonadidae
Product: CMGC/CDK/CDK5 protein kinase
Exons: 2
Coding region: 27-962 (311 amino acids)
Biological process (GO): protein phosphorylation
Cellular component (GO): nucleus; cytoplasm
Molecular function (GO): ATP binding; cyclin-dependent protein serine/threonine kinase activity
Source: RefSeq, a predicted model, not a curated record